CACACCGUCACACACUCACCAUGGCUGACGCAGAUGAAGACGUCUCGCACCUGGGAGCGCAGAAUGAGGUGGAGCAUGAUCCCACCGAAGAGGCGCAGGACUUCCGCUUCCUCGACAAGCUCAUAGGGGGGCAUGAUGUAGCGCACCUGACUCUCCCGAAGCGUGGAGAGAAAGACUUUGAAUCGCACUCGACCAACUUGCAACUCGACACGCUCGAAGCCUCGCGGCGGGCCAUGCACGGCGUCCUCUCGUGGCAGCGGACACACACACAGAAGAACCACAUCCUAGCGCAGUACCGCCCCGACACAAACACGGUCUGUGUUGAGAAAGUCAAGUCGCAGCAUUUUCAGACGAUUGGGCGCUCCAAGGGCGGGAAGGAAUGGCUGCUGCCCGAAGAAGCGCUGUUCAUGAUCGAGCGAGGCAGUCUGGACUGCAGAUGGCCCGUGAAGAAAGACGACGGCGACGAGCAGAAAUACAGGACAGAGGACGGCGCGCCCAUGAGCCUGCAGGCGGCCUAUGCUGCCUUCAUCGGGUACGAAGAAGGCGUGGGCGGGAAGCUGACACUCGAGAUGUACAAUGUAUACGCCGGCCUGAAGAGAUCUGGAUACGUCGUGUUCCGCACUGGCACCUGGGACGAAGACCGAGGCGAACUGCUGGCACACGACGCAAACGCGCAGGAUGCACGCAAAACAGGCCCGGGCAUCUUCACCCGCUUCUUCUCCGAGAUCUGGCGCCGCAUCAGCCAGCCCACCUACACAGUCGCGCCCGAGAGCCUCGCCUUCGGCCCCCUCAUCAAGCCCGGGCUAUAUCGCAGCUACGCCGACAUAUUCCGGCUGACGCACCUGAUCCGCGCCCACGACCGCAGCGCGCCACCGACCUUCACGCUCCCCCCCGCAGCCUCGAACCCCUUCCGGGUGCACUUCGACGUGUACCGCACAACAAGCGGGUUUCGCAAGACGCAGCGCGGCCCACCCGACUUCCGCAUCUGCGUGAUCAACGCGCGCGAGACGUCGAUUCCGACGGGCGCGCAGCUGAACGAUCUAUUCGCGCAGCUACCCGACGACGCACCCAAGGCGGGCGCGAACCACUUCCAGAAGCUGAAGCACGGGCGCCGCAACGUCGUGCUGGCUGUUGUCGACAACGGGAUUCCUAGCUAUCUCCGCGUCGCGGACGCGGCGUUUGACGAGAUCAAGAUCUACGAGCGCACGGGCACCGGGGCGCGGGGCAAGGGCGGCAGGGGGAGAGGCGGAGGUAGGGGAAGGGGAAGGGGGAGGGGACGCGGCUGAAGAAUAUGGUGGAUUGGCUGAGGAAUAUGGUGGAUUGGCUGAGGAAUAUGGUGGAUUGGCUGAAGAAUAUGGUGGAUUGGCUGAGGAAUAUGGUGGAUUGGCUGAGGAACAUGUUGGAUGGAAGGCGAUGGCUUUACCACACGUGUGGAUGAGACCGGAAGGAUCCACAUUGAGAAGAGCAACGCGUCAACUCGACAAACUAGCAGCGCUUGCCCAGAGAGCAAGCAAGCAGCAGAUAUAGCAAGACAACCCACGGCAACGCUCCGCGGAAGCACUGCACAUGCCUAGUACCAAACCGGGGACGCAGGCCACUCAAGCAGAGUCCAAAUGGCACACUGGACAGCAUAAUGAAACGCGACUUGAAGUUGACGGGCUACAUUUUAU
This is a messenger RNA of Didymella exigua CBS 183.55, 1670 nucleotides long. RefSeq lists its product as uncharacterized. Gene Ontology annotation, cellular component: tRNA-intron endonuclease complex. The record is from RefSeq and is a predicted model, not a curated record. The transcript has 2 exons. Lineage: Eukaryota; Fungi; Ascomycota; Dothideomycetes; Pleosporales; Didymellaceae. Gene Ontology annotation, biological process: tRNA-type intron splice site recognition and cleavage. Bases 21 to 1286 code for a protein of 421 amino acids.